AUGUCUACUGUCCAGGGCGGCAAGACCGGCGGCAAGGGCGGCAAGGGUGGCAAGGGUGGCAAGGCCGGUGGCGGUGACAAGAACCAGAGCACGCGCUCGCAGAAGGCUGGUCUCCAGUUCCCUGUCGGUCGUAUCCACCGUUACCUCAAGGCGCGCACCCAGAACAACAUGCGUGUCGGCGCGAAGGCGGCCGUCUACGCGUCGGCCAUCCUCGAGUACCUCACCGCCGAGGUCCUCGAGCUCGCCGGCAACGCGUCCAAGGACCUGCGCGUCAAGCGUAUCACGCCGCGUCACUUGCAGCUCGCCAUUCGCGGUGACGAGGAGCUCGACUCGCUCAUCCGCGCCACCAUUGCCGGCGGUGGUGUCCUCCCCCACAUCCACAAGAACCUCAUCAAGGGCCCGGGCGAGCUCCAGGGCGGCAUCCAGAUGCCCGUCAAGCCCGUCGGCAUGCCCCAGCACCCGCAGUAG
This is a messenger RNA of Rhodotorula graminis WP1, 468 nucleotides long. RefSeq lists its product as uncharacterized. Gene Ontology annotation, molecular function: protein heterodimerization activity; structural constituent of chromatin; DNA binding. The transcript has 5 exons. The record is from RefSeq and is a predicted model, not a curated record. Bases 1 to 468 code for a protein of 155 amino acids. Gene Ontology annotation, cellular component: nucleosome. NCBI's taxonomy places the organism in Eukaryota, Fungi, Basidiomycota, Microbotryomycetes, Sporidiobolales, Sporidiobolaceae.